AUGCUAGCCGACCACCAGUCACUGUCGGGAUUGCAAACAAAUCGGUAGCCGAGCACACCGAGCGGGCAAAGACGGGCCAUACCAUAAAGAGGAGGAAAAAAAAACAGCCAACCUCGAACCGCGCUUUUCCCAUACACUCGCCAUUACUACACACAAUCGCAAGCAGCAGCAGCAGCAGCAGCAGCAGUAGCAGCAAAUCGAUCCGCUCGAUUUCAGCCUCUCCCCCUUAUUGCACACGCACGCCCUGCGAGGGAGGACGGGGUGCUUAAUGUUUGGUUGGUGGUGUUUGUUGUUGUCGUUGUGGUUGCGCUAGAACAGGAAGUGGAAACAGGAAGCGAGUGCGCACGGCUACUAUGUUGCAAGCUUGACUUCGGGCCGAUUUACUACCCACUAAACGACGGGCAGCGUUGUCCACAGCGGUGUAAUACGAUGGUGUUCGAUCAAUGAGCAGCAGUGGUACGCGAAAUAUCUAACAAACAAAAAAAAAGGAAGACAACAUCGGCAAAGAGCGCGCGUCUCCCGACGCCUUAUUCUGAACAUUUGACCUGUGUGCACGGGGCGCUAGUGCAGGCGGCCUGCUACGUGGAUGCUACGCAUGCCGUACCGGCAGGGCGGAUAAACCGGUGUCGAACGGCGCCUCGCAAAACCCAUUCGGGGACCCCGAUGACCCAGACCGGCACCGCCUCAGGAGCUCAGCGUAAUUCGUCGCGCCAGGUCGGCCCGUGAGCGGGUGGGUUGGGAUCCAGCAACAAGCGGGAAGCGACACAAGCACCAGCAGAGCCAGUGACAGGCGAGCUCCAAACAUUCAAAAAAAAAAAAACAAAAACAAGAAAAUCCUGCAACAAACGGCAACAAAAUGUACGGAUUCGUGAACUACGCGCUGGAGCUGCUAGUUUUAAAAAACUUCGGUCUAAACAUAUGGGAACAAAUAAAGAAAAAGGCGCAGGUAAAUAUGGAGGGCCAGUUUCUGGUGCGCCAGAUCUACGAGGACGACAUAACGUACAAUCUGAUAGAGGCGGCCGUGGAUAUACUUAACAUACCCGCCGGCGACAUACUGGAGCUGUUCGGCAAGACGUUCUUCGAGUUCUGCCAGGACUCGGGCUACGACAAGAUCCUGCAGGUGCUCGGGGCGACACCGCGCGACUUCCUGCAGAACCUGGACGCACUGCACGACCAUCUCGGCACGCUCUAUCCGGGCAUGCGGGCGCCGUCCUUCCGCUGCACCGAAACGAACGGCCAGCUCGUCCUGCACUACUACUCCGAGCGGCCCGGGCUGGAGCACAUCGUGAUCGGGAUCGUGAAGGCGGUCGCCUCCAAGCUGCACGGUGUGGACGUGGAGAUCAAGAUCAUACGCCGCAAGGGCGACCCGGUCGAGCCGGAGGCGAAAAAAGCGACCGCAGAACCGCCGGUCGCUAACACCGCCGCCGCCGCCACACCGAAAGCCCGCCACUCGAUCCCGGAGGUGGUGAAAUCAGUUCCUAUCACGUCCCUCGACCCGGCCGUGCCGGAACUGGCCAACCUGGGACUGUGCAAGCGAAUUCUAGCCUCGAAAACGUACGGUGAAUCUUAUUUUUCGAAUAGACUUAAUAAUCUAGCCACCUCGAAGAGCAACUCCGCGCUCAAGCAACCUACCGACACAUCGGCGUCCAGUCAUGGCAAUAAACUUAGCAUAAGCAGUAGUCAAAACGGAAGCAAUAGUAUACCGCUCUGCGGCGAGGUUAGCAAAGCUAGUAAAGACACCAAUACCAAUUGUGAUAGCAGCAGCAGCAGCAGCAGCAGCGGUGGCCCGGCGCGCAACGGCCCCGAAUGGCAGCAGAAGGGGCCGAAGGGACCGGGCACCACCGCCGUCGAGCGGUCGGACCACUUUCAGUUUCUCAUCACCGAAAUCUCCGGCCCGAAGACGCCGACGCGCCGCUCGGACGAGAAGGAUCAGCAGGCGGUCUGCCAGCUGGUGGCUAAAGAACCGAUGAUCUCGCCGAUGACGUUUUGCAAAAUCUUUCCGUUCCAUCUGAUGUUCGACCGGAACAUGCACAUCGUGCAGGCGGGCCGAUCGGUUUCACGGGUAAUUCCCAGAAUUUACGAGAAAAACUGUCCACUGCUGGCACUCUUCGAAGCGGUGCGGCCCCAUCUACAGCUGAGCUUUGAAAACAUUCUGGCCCAUAUUAACACAAUCUACGUCCUGAAGACGAAGGCGGGCGUUAUGUCCAAGAGCGAGAGAUAUCUAAGACUGAAGGGACAAAUGAUGUACAUUCCUGGAUCGGAUCUGAUACUAUUCCAAUGUUACCCGAGCGUGAUGAAUCUCGACGAUCUAACCAAGAAGGGUCUGCACAUCUCCGACAUCCCGCUGCACGAUGCCUCCCGCGAUCUGGUGCUGCUGAGCGAGAAGUUCGAGGCGGAGUACAAGCUGACCACCAACCUGGAGAUACUGACCGACCGGCUGCAGCAGACGUACCGCGAUCUCGAGAGCGAGAAGCAGAAGACGGACCGGCUGCUCUACUCCGUCCUGCCGAAGACGGUCGCGAACGAGCUGCGGCACCAGCGGCCGGUCGCGCCGAAGCGGUACGACUCGGUGACGCUCAUGUUUUCCGGCAUCGUCGGGUUCGGCCAGUACUGUGCGGCGAACACGGACCCGGAGGGUGCGAUGAAGAUCGUGAAGAUGCUGAACGAGCUGUACACGAUCUUCGACGAGCUGACCGACUCGAAGAGCAACUCGAACAUCUACAAGGUGGAGACGGUCGGCGACAAGUAUAUGGCGGUGUCGGGGCUGCCGGACGAAUGCGAAAACCACGCGAAGUGCAUUGCGCGGCUCGCACUGGACAUGCUCGAUAUGGCGAAGAACGUCAUGAUGGGCACGGAGGCGAUGAAAAUCACCAUCGGCAUCCAUUCGGGCGAGGUCGUGACCGGUGUGAUCGGCAACCGGAUGCCGCGCUACUGCCUGUUCGGCAACACGGUCAACCUGACGAGCCGAACGGAGACUACCGGCGUCCCGGGACACAUCAACAUCAGCGAAACCACGUACAAGCUGCUCUGCGAUCCCGUCAAUCACGAUCCCUCGUUUAAUCUGGAGUACCGCGGACCGGUAGUGAUGAAGGGUAAGCCCGAACCGAUGGACUGCUGGUUUCUAACACGCAAGGGCACACCGGCCACUAAAUAAGCUGGACAGGCUUCGAGCACCCAUAUCCCCAAAAAACCGGAAAGCUUUCCUUUUCUUCUCAGCGAUGUGUGUGUGUGUGCGUGUGUGUAUGUUGAUAGAUGUUUUGAUGAACCAAUGCCGAUGCUCCCGCACCAGGGUUAGGCUUACAAUCGUUUGUUGUAAUGAUGUCGUGUAGGAAGGGAAGAAGCGAGAGAAGAGAGUAAAAAAGCGAAUCUAGUGUACUCCUUACGCGUGUAGGUUGUAUGUUUUUGUACUGUCUGCCAAAGCAAUCUAUCUCUCUAGUCACUCUCACACACUCUUUAGAUCAUUUGCCAAAGCCUCCGGAACACACACGAUCCCUUAGUCCAUUCGAUACGCGUGUAGGAAGCGUGUGUGUGCGCGCGCGUGUUUCCAGCAAUGACGACCAACACGGAGAGAGCUUGCCAUCGUCCUACUCCCCUACUACUAAGCUCUAGAUUCGCUGCGUGUUUCGUACUUGUAGGUUGUACGCGCUCGAAGGGGUUGAGAGAAAAAAAAAACAAGAUGGAGAUGUGUCAGAUGCUAAAUCGUUUCCUUCCGUUUCACACACUAUACUAGAAAGCCACGGUGCGUGUACUUUUGUAGCCUUUUUAGAUAGCUGUACAAUGAGAGUAUUUAUAUAAACAAACAAAACAAAAACCGACAUAGUUUUGACGUUGACAGUAUGUAGUUUGUAGGGGUACUAAUGGUAGUCUUCUAAAGAUUUAGUAGAUGGACGCAAACCAAAAACAAAACAAAAAAAGAUAAGAAAAAACAUUUAGCUAAUAUACAUAGAAUUUGGGCCAAUCGUGAUAGAUGUACAACAUAGUGGAAAUUUGCAAACAAUCGGUGCCAACCCGAACCAAGAAAAAGAUAUAACCAAUCUCCCGCCCUCUCCCUUUCCCUCGCCAUCCCCUUCAGUCCUAGCUAAAUGCUAUCCUGCGCGCGAUAAAAUUAUCUACUGCAACCUUAAACGAAAUCAAACAAACAAAAAAAAACGAACCAAAAAAAAACGAUACUAAAUAAUCCAAAGCAAACACAAACGUGAAACCGAUGUCUAGAAAUACCAUUCAUUAAAUCACAAUCGCCCUGCAUUGACAUUCAAAGCAACAAAAACUCCAUCACACAGCAUCGCACACUCAUAUACCACAGAGAGACACAUACAAAACGAAAAAAAAACGGACAUCGCCACAGACCGAUGGUGAUUAGCGUGCUGCAAGUACGAGUGAGCUACGCUCUACACGAGAUAUAUUACGCGAAUCAUGCUUCAAUGGGAGCGAUUCUUCUUCUACCGGUAAUAACUACAACAGCAAUGCCGAACAAAACAAAACGAAACAAACAAACAAAGUCGCUAAUGAUGAUGUUAUGACCAGAGCGAAACACAAAUAAAGUCUAACUAAUCCCUCUCUA
Molecule: messenger RNA, 4561 nt
Organism: Anopheles gambiae (African malaria mosquito)
Lineage: Eukaryota; Metazoa; Arthropoda; Insecta; Diptera; Culicidae
Gene: Gycbeta100B
Product: guanylate cyclase soluble subunit beta-1
Exons: 12
Coding region: 857-3154 (765 amino acids)
Biological process (GO): cGMP biosynthetic process; response to oxygen levels
Cellular component (GO): guanylate cyclase complex, soluble
Molecular function (GO): guanylate cyclase activity; heme binding
Source: RefSeq, a predicted model, not a curated record